Messenger RNA from Prorocentrum cordatum, 1863 nucleotides. NCBI's taxonomy places the organism in Eukaryota, Dinophyceae, Prorocentrales, Prorocentraceae. The record is from the annotation of a GenBank genome assembly.
GCGCAGAGCCUGCCCGCGAUCGGCCUCGAGGCGCAGAGCCUGCCCGCCAUCGGCCUCGAGGCGCAGAGCCUGCCCGCCAUCGGCCUCGAGCAGUGUGACCUGCCCGCAGGAUCGCAGUCGCUGCAGGCGCUCGACGAGAAGCUGAGGAUGGCGCACGCGUCGGCGCAGCAGGGCGAUGUGCUGAAGGCGAAGCAGGCCGAGUUCAACGAGAUGGGCUCAGGCGCAGACGAUCCGAGCAGGCCGAAGCUGAAGCAGGACAAGGUCCUGGAGACGGCCUGGUCGGCUCGCGCCUGCCCCGCCAGGGGCGCCACCGGAGCGCGCUUCUCAAACUUCCUGGAGUCGAGCGAGGAGGAGACGGCGAAGUACAAGGCGUGCAAGGGGCACGCUGCCAAGGAAGCGUUCAGGAUGGACUGGCUGGAGCAGCAGUACACGAAGUACAACAAGAAGCGGAGCUAUGUCGAGCGCGUGGAGGAGGCCUGGCAGGACUGGGGCUCGUACGAGCCCUUCGAGGUGAUCGCGGGGAAGGAGUCGGGCGUGGGCAUCACAUCAUCAGGUGCCAGAGCAGCCUUGAAUAUAUGCAUGUCGUGCAUCAAGCUCGGCAACGCGUGGGUCCGCUGGAAUCGCCAGUCGAAGCGGAUCGAGUUCCUGCGCAUGAAGAAGAGCUACUCGUACGAAUUCGAGAAGGCCCGGGAGCAGUGGGAGCAGCUGGGCGACGCCGAUACCGCCGCAGUGGAGACCGCCAUCGAGGGGGCAGAUGACAUCCUGAAGGAGAUCGGCACGGCGGUGGGCGGCGCCCCUCGCGCGAGCGCAGCGCUCCCCGCGGCGCCAGCGUCGCCGAGGCGGGCGUCGCAGCAGACGCCCGCGGCCUCUGAGGCGGCCACGCCCGCGGCGGCAGCCCCCGCCGCGCCCGCGGCCUCUGAGGCGGCCACGCCCGCGGCGGCUGCCCCCGCCGCGCCCGCUGCCUCUGAGGCGGUCACGCCCGCGGCGGCUGCUCCCGCCGCGCCCGCGGCCUCUGCGGCGGCCACGCCCGCGGCGGCUGCCCCCGCCGCGCCCCGCCCAGCACCGCCGAAUGAGACGCCGCCAGCAGCGGCCGCCGAGGGGGUUGCAGCGGCGGGGUCUGCGCCCAAGACGGUCGGGCCAUCGGCGGCCACGGGCGGGCGCUCAUCAGGUCAGUCCUCGCGGGCCGCGUCGCCAACGGCGAAACGCCAGAGGCGCGCGGCGGCAGCCGCAGGAGGCGGCGGCGGAGGCGGUGGUGGCGCAGACGCAGAUGCCAGCAGCGACCCGAGGCAGAAAGCGAAGGAGCUCAAGAAGACCACGGACGCAGCCAUGAAGGCCAUCAGCGAGUACGGUCAGGUCUGCAACCAGGCGAAUCUCCUGAUCAACGCGAUCGAGAACCAGCCCGAGUACAGCUGGGCGAACAACCAGAACAAGCACGGUCUCAAGAGGGCCCUGGAGGAGGUUCAGGCGACGGCGAUGCCAGGGUCGUUUGUGAAGGAUCUGCUGAUGCAGAACGUGAGCUACAUCAAGAGGGCCCGUGGCAACGCGUACUUCGAGAGGGAGAUCGCCCACGUGCCCAGCAUGCUCAAUCCGAGCAUGAACAGGCUGAAGGCGGAGAUCGAGAGCAUCGGCGACAUGCACGCCAUCAGGAUGCGCAACCAGCAGGCCGACGCCCAGCGGAAGAAACAUGCAGGGGACAUGCUCGCGCGAUACCUUCUGGAGAUGUACGCGGGGAGUAGGCCUAUGACUGCGAAGGACCUGUGCUCGAUCUCGUGGUACUGUAAGGAGGGGGGCAUCACGGGGGACGUUGCUCAGUACGGGCUCAACCCAGAUUGCAGCGCAGGUGGCAACUUCCGGAGACACUUG